UUCGUCUGAGUCCACCUCGUCUCCAAACUACGUCUGGUAAUCACUCUUUCACAAGAAACAGCGAAAGUCUCUCGUACAACAUCUCGAGUCUUGUAUCAUCGUUGGUUCUAAUACAGAGAUGCCCACAUUGGCAUCCAUACGACUGAGUCUCCGUACUCUAACUCCCCUUUCUGCCAUACCUAUGUUGAGGAUCUCUUUAGCUCCGACGGCUCAUAUCAAGUACCAUCGGCCUACUACUGCUGAGACUUUGGUUUCCCUAGCAACUCUCCCACUGCGAUUUCCAAGCGUCAAUAUUGAAUAUGAAUUUCUACUUAUAUACACAGAGCCCCAUACGGAUUCUUUCUUGCGGAAACUGCUAUGGCACCCUUCUUCAAGACUCGUGUGCACAUCCACAAUAUUCCAAGUCAUGAGCUCAUGUUACCUCAGAAUCGCUCUCGCCCACCCGAUCCUCCAUUCCCAUGCUUCGCAUCUUCUCUUCUUCGAUUGUGUCAACCAUUGGCUUUUAGCCAUAGUGGCAAGAUCUUGAGACCAUAACCCACAGGCGAGGCGAGCUUGAGAAUUAUUUGGUCUGGCUGAGCGGCCAAGCUUGGAACUGGGAUCUCGGACAGAAGAUGCAGAUAGGUGUCAACGCACUAUCGGAACUCUAAGUUGUCUAUAACAGUCGGUCUUGGAGGUAUU
Colletotrichum godetiae is the source of this 678-nucleotide messenger RNA. RefSeq lists its product as uncharacterized. Bases 119 to 526 code for a protein of 135 amino acids. The record is from RefSeq and is a predicted model, not a curated record. The transcript has a single exon. NCBI's taxonomy places the organism in Eukaryota, Fungi, Ascomycota, Sordariomycetes, Glomerellales, Glomerellaceae.